Messenger RNA from Knipowitschia caucasica, 201 nucleotides. The record is from the annotation of a GenBank genome assembly. NCBI's taxonomy places the organism in Eukaryota, Metazoa, Chordata, Actinopteri, Gobiiformes, Gobiidae.
AUGACCCCUGUCCUCACCCCCUCCAUCAACCACAUGACCCCUGUCCUCACCCCCUCCAUCAACCACAUGACCCCUGUCCUCACCCCCUCCAUCAACCACAUGACCCCUGUCCUCACCCCCUCCAUCAACCACAUGACCCCUGUCCUCACCCCCUCCAUCAACCACAUGACCCCUGUCCUCACCCCCUCCAUCAACACAUGA